Penicillium subrubescens is the source of this 744-nucleotide messenger RNA. Its product is annotated as alpha/beta hydrolase. The record is from RefSeq and is a predicted model, not a curated record. The coding region runs from base 1 to 744 and encodes 247 amino acids. Lineage: Eukaryota; Fungi; Ascomycota; Eurotiomycetes; Eurotiales; Aspergillaceae. The transcript has 2 exons.
AUGUCGUCGCCACAGAAAGUCACCUUUCCCUCCCGCAACUACAAGCUCGCCGGCCAUUUCUAUCCUCCCCGUGUCGAAGACAAGCGUGUCGAAGACAUCAAAUGCACCGCAACCUACCUCAUCAGCCGCAAGGAUGUCAACUCCGAGAAAAUCGGUGUCCUCGGCAUCUGCGCAUCAGGCGGGUAUGCCCCCUUCGCAGCUCAAACCGACCUACGCAUCAAGGCCGUGGCCACCUCAGCUGCAGUCUGUGUCGGCACCAUGGCUCGUCGCGGCUUUGACCAGGAUACUUCUAACAUGGAUAUUCUAAAGACACAGCUCGAAGCUGCUGGAAAGGACCGCAAUAGCGACGUGGGCGGCGAGAAAUUCCCCAUCGUCCAUCUACUCCCUGAGAAGCCGGAGGAUGCACCAGUGGAAUUGCCAGAGUCAUUCCGGGACUUGAUGAACUACUACCGUACCCCGCGUGCUUUCCAUCCUCGGGCGACGAAUACUUUCCUGCCGCGCAGCUGGGAUAUCAUGAGCAAUUUUGAUGCUUUUGCGCAUAAUGAUAUGAUUAGCCCGCGACCUCUGCUUAUGAUUACUGGUACCAAGGCGGCUUCUAAGUGGUAUAGUGAGGAUAGUGUGCAGAAGGCUAAGCAGCCUAAGGAGCUGUACGUUAUUGAUGGCCUGACUCAUGCGGAUCUUUAUGAUAAGGUUGAUGAGGCUGGCGCGAAGUGUGUGGAGUUCUUCGGAAAGAGCUUGGUCUAA